UUCAUCAAACUAAAGUAGGCUGACUCUGUUAAUCUCGACUCAACCUACCAAAUGCACACAUACUGCAUUUAUAUGUGCACAGGCAGUUACCAAUUCUCAAACAGAGAGCACAAAUGGCUUCCUACUCCUACUUAACCCUUCUCUUCAUUUCUUACAUCUUCUUUUCUCCUUCACUUGCACAGACCAAACUACCGCUAAAAGCUGUGAAUUUAGGGAACUGGCUUGUGACUGAGGGUUGGAUGAAACCUUCUCGCUUUAAUGAUAUACCACAAAAUAAUCUUUUGGAUGGAACCCAAGUGCAGUUCAAGUCCACAAAGCUUCAGAAGUACAUUUGCGCAGAAAAUGGGGGAGGUACCAUUGUUGUUGCCAAUCGCUCCUCUGCCUCUGACUGGGAAACUUUCAGGUUGUGGAGGAUCAACGAAACACAUUUCAAUUUCAGAGUGUCUUCCAAGCAAUUUGUUGGAUUGAAAGAUUAUACAAACAGAAUUGUAGCAGGUUCAGAUACUGCUGGCUUCCCUCAAACUUUUCAGAUUGUUUUUUCAACAGAGAGGAAUGAAAACAACAAAAAUUCUAAAGUUAAAAUCAAAGCAUCUAAUGGGCAAUUCAUCCAGGUACAAUCAGAUACAUUGCUUACUGCCGACUAUAGUGGCUCUGGAUGGGAAGAUAGUAAUCCCUCUGUCUUUAUCAUGACAAUUGUCAGAACCUUGCAAGGAGAGUACCAAAUCACAAAUGGUUACGGCCCGGACAAAGCCCCUCAAGUCAUGCGGGACCAUUGGAACACAUACAUCACAGAGCAGGAUUUCCAGUUCAUGUCAUCAAAUGGUCUGAAUGCAGUGAGGAUUCCAGUUGGGUGGUGGAUAGCCAAAGAUCCAAACCCACCAAAGCCUUUUGUUGGCGGCUCCCUGCAAGCCUUGGACAAUGCCUUCAAAUGGGCAGGGAAAUAUGGAAUGAAGAUAAUUGUGGAUCUGCAUGCAGUACAAGGUUCACAAAAUGGAAAUGAUCACAGUAGUACCAGAGAUGGAUUCCAAGAAUGGGGAGAUCCCAACAUAAAAGAGACCGUGGAUGUUAUCGACUUUCUUGCCAAAAGAUAUGCAAAUGAUCCAAGUCUUAUAGCAAUCGAGUUGAUGAACGAGCCUCUUGCACCCGGUGUGACCCUGGAAAACCUGAAGAAAUUUUACGGAGCAGGUUAUGAUGCUGUUAGGAAGUACACAUCAAGUGCUUAUGUGAUACUAUCAAACCGUUUAGGACCAGCAGAUCCAAGGGAGCUCAUCUCAUUUGCCUCCGGUCUCAGCAAUGUCGUUAUCGAUGUGCAUUACUAUAAUCUCUUCUCAGAUGAGUUUAGUGCCAAGAAUGUACAACAGAACAUCGAUUACAUCUACAAUACGCGAUCUUCGGAUCUUGCAAAGGUGACCACAAGUAAUGGCCCUCUCAGUUUUGUUGGAGAAUGGACUGGAGAAUUUGCAAAUAAUGGGGCUUCCAAGCAAGAUUACCAGAGAUUUGCCAAAGCUCAACUGGAUGUCUAUGGCCGCGCCACUUUUGGGUGGGCAUAUUGGGCUUCUAAAUGUGAACAAAACCAUUGGAGCCUCAAGUGGAUGAUUGAGAAUAACUAUAUAAAGCUCUAGAGUUCAUAUUAAAGCCAAGAAUCAUAUAUGCCUUUCAAGUUUACUCUCUCUUGCCUUGGCCAUAAAUAAAUAAAGCAAGUCCUGAGGACUCUUGCUGUGUAGGCAGGGCCAAAACAGAAGUAUAUUUCUUAAUAUAUGAUAAAUACAGAAACAUACUAUA
Molecule: messenger RNA, 1782 nt
Organism: Tripterygium wilfordii
Lineage: Eukaryota; Viridiplantae; Streptophyta; Magnoliopsida; Celastrales; Celastraceae
Product: probable glucan 1,3-beta-glucosidase A
Exons: 8
Coding region: 114-1622 (502 amino acids)
Biological process (GO): establishment or maintenance of cell polarity; carbohydrate metabolic process; cell migration
Cellular component (GO): actin cytoskeleton; cytoplasm
Molecular function (GO): hydrolase activity, hydrolyzing O-glycosyl compounds; actin filament binding
Source: RefSeq, a predicted model, not a curated record